AUUGAAAAAAACGCUGAAAUUAGGAACACUAAAUUCUAGCGGCUGACCAAUCUGCUGAGUUUCGGAACAGACGGAUAAUCUGUGAUAACACGUUCAACGGUCUUAUCGAGCCGAGUGAUAGUAACAUUCGACGAUAAGAAAUGUUUGCAUUUGUUGCCGUAUGCUUGUAAUGGCGACAAGACGUGACCGGUAAAUAAUUAUAGUCUAAGUUAAUACCGUUAAUCGACGUUCGUCUGUUGGAUUCGUUAACAGUGAACGAAUUCGUUUGUGAGCGGUUUGCUGUUUGUAUGUUAACUAUCAAGUCGGCGACAGUAAUAUUAUGGAGGUGAAGAAUCCACAAGUAGCUGUACUCAGCAAUCACGAGGUUUUUGAUCUGUUAAAAAAAACCCAAGAAAAUACAAAAGUUCUUGGAGGUAUGAACCAUUCAACAAUUUUAUAUGAGGUACACAAAUAUAUGGAAAACAAAGCAUGUGCCUUUCAAAGUCCAGAUAAAAUAAGAGCAUAUUUAAUUAAGUUGAAAAAUAUGCCAAUUAAUUUGACAAAAAAGGAAAAAUUGAUGUUAAUUAAUGAUCCACCAGACUCAGUGUUACAAUUAUCCUUGGGUAUCAAAGAUUUUUAUGAUAGACUGACUGAAACUGAAACAGAAAUGUUGUUAAAUGCUUCAAGACAAUUUUCUGGUCAAGUUAAAACUGAUGGCGUAAUAUCUGAAGUUACAAAUGGUGAUGAGGAAGAAGAAGAUGCAAAUUAAGAAUUUAUCAAAAUAAAUUUUAAGUAGUUAAAUUAAGCUAAGACUGAUUUUGGUAAUAUUAUUGUUUAUAUUUAUAUUUUAAACCAUUACUCUAAUUUUAGGCAAAAUAAACCUUAUAUUUUGCAAUA
Sipha flava (yellow sugarcane aphid) is the source of this 876-nucleotide messenger RNA. RefSeq lists its product as uncharacterized. Gene Ontology annotation, biological process: transcription initiation at RNA polymerase III promoter. NCBI's taxonomy places the organism in Eukaryota, Metazoa, Arthropoda, Insecta, Hemiptera, Aphididae. Gene Ontology annotation, cellular component: RNA polymerase III complex. The coding region runs from base 320 to 748 and encodes 142 amino acids. The record is from RefSeq and is a predicted model, not a curated record. Gene Ontology annotation, molecular function: nucleotide binding. The transcript is spliced from 5 exons.